Molecule: messenger RNA, 897 nt
Organism: Morchella importuna
Lineage: Eukaryota; Fungi; Ascomycota; Pezizomycetes; Pezizales; Morchellaceae
Exons: 1
Coding region: 1-897 (298 amino acids)
Source: RefSeq, a predicted model, not a curated record
AUGGUUACCCGCGUUCAGGACCAGGUUUACGACCUCCCCAAUUCCUCCGAUCACUCCUACACUCCGUCUGAUACUCUACCGUCCCUCACAUACGGUGAAAGCACCCCCACCAGCGUCAGCUCCAGUGCUUCCAGCGUGCUCACAAUCUUCUCCGGCACCACCACCGGGCGCCACGAGAACUACUCGAGCUUUUGCGGCCUCUGCAGAGACAUCAGACGUCAUCUCCUCUCCGGUAAUAUCCUCUCCGACGUCGACCUCGGCCACUGGGACGACCAUGGGAGAACUACUGAUGCGCACAAGAGGAAGUGGGCCGGAAAGCUCCGCGAGAUCAUUAAUACCCGCUCCGCCAGACUUAAGGACUGCACUGUCAUGAUGAAUGCUCUUGCCGGGCACUCGUUUGUCAGCAUGGCGGACAUGUUACAGGCGUUGAAGGAGCAGGAGGUCGGUGGUGCACAGUCGGCAUUGCACAUUGUGGAUGCAGAGGAAGCCACUGAAGAUAUCUCAAAGGUCGACUGGGAAGGUAUUGGCGUUGCCAUGAGUGAUAGGAGUAACCCUGUUGAAGAAUCGUUCGGAAAUAUCCUAAUUGGACAUGACGUUUCCGCUGAGACCCGCACUGAUGGAAUUCUUGUUGUUAUCACUCCGGAGGCGGGAGAGCCAUUGAGUGAGCGUGAGCGGGCCAAGAUGGAGAGGAUGGAGGAGAAGAGUAGUAUGGUUUUCUUUGGCGAGUUUGAAAGUGGUGAGGAAUUGGAGUGGGCUAUGGUUCCGGCCAUCAUGGACACCGACAGCAUGGCGGCGACUGAGGACACCAUCACGACCGACGGAACCAUGGCAACUGGUGAUACUGCGACAACUGAGACCACCGUCACGGCCGAGGAACUGGAUGAAAAGAAGGUUUAA